AUGUUUUUCAAGAAACAUACAGAGCCCAAGCCCUUGAGGGUGGAAGAGGAGCUGAUCCUUCUUUCAAACAGACUAUCUGGAUCGAUAUACUAUGAAGAUCAGGCUGAUGCGCUUAGUAAGGUUUUAGAAAUGUCAGGAGUGUAUCCUGUCGAGGUAGGCGUGCAUGCACUCCAAGAUGUGAUCUAUUCGAUGGAAAAGAUGGAGGAUGUAUCCAUUCACCUUGACAUACUCAACAAUAUUCUCGGCUGCACCCACAGGAUGGAAUUUAUUGACAUCAUUGUGAAGAAUCCUGAAACUUUGAGGAUAUUAUGCGAUUGUAUUAAGAACGAGAAGAAGGAAGGAGAAAUAUAUGACCUGCUUUGCGUUCUGAGUGCUUCAGAGCUCUUCCCACUCAAGGCUAUAGGGAUCCCAGGUAUGGCUUACCAUUGUGCCCAGAUGAUUAAGGAAAAGAAGAUGGGGCUGAUCCCCAGGCUUGUUGAGCAGGAUCAGAACUUUAAAAGAGAGCUUACAUUUAUGGGGAUAUUCGAGAAUCUUUUAAAAGUACUUCAGGAUGGCUUUUCUAAGGACGCAAUGUCUACCUUGGUGUUACUACUCAGAGACUGCCCGUUCAACCAAAAUUAUUUCGACGAGCUAAAAUGGGACUUUAUUCUCAAAUUCAUAGACAAACAUCCAGGAGAGGUGUUUGAUGUUCUCUCUUCCUUGAUAGAUCUUAAGAAUACCGAUUGUAGAAAGCUUCAAUCUUCUGUCUAUGAAAAAAUCGAUCUUGCACUUGUUCUUAAGUCCAAGAGAUGGAGUCUCUUGUAUCUUAUUAUAAAAGAUAAUAGGUCAUAUACAGAAAAGCUUCUCGAAACUCCCAUAUUCGAUAAAAUAGAAGAGGAGCUUCCAAAGGAAUCUCUUGUUAGAAGGCGAAAUGAAAUCUAUCUAUUGGUUGACUACCUUCUCUUCUGGAAUGACUUUGAUGCUUCAAGAUUAGACUCAUACAAGAUAUAUACAAUGAAGAGCUUGAGAGAACAGAGCAUUCCUACAGGCGAUCUGAUUGAGAGAGCUUUUGGGAUAAUCAGUCAGUUUGACAAUAGAGAGGAGAGUGCAACAUUCGAUGCAUUAAUAUUUAUUAUUUUUAACUUCGAGAAAACUAGGGCAGAAAAAAUGAUUCCAGUACUUUCUGGGAUAUUUGGAGAUUAUACCAGGCCUAAACUGCAUAGAUCCUUAUGCCUUAUUAUUCUUUUAAUGCUCGAAAUAACUGUAGAUGGAAUUAAUAUUAAUCGUUAUACUGCAGAUCAUCUAUUAAGAGAAGCAAGGCUUCUCUUGUGUUCCAUAGACUUGAAUUCGCCGCUCUAUCUCACUAACGAGAUGGUGGACAUUCUUGUAAACAACAUUGGAGAUUUGGUUUGUAGCAGAUAA
Messenger RNA from Encephalitozoon hellem ATCC 50504, 1401 nucleotides. RefSeq lists its product as uncharacterized. Lineage: Eukaryota; Fungi; Microsporidia; Unikaryonidae. Bases 1 to 1401 code for a protein of 466 amino acids. The record is from RefSeq and is a predicted model, not a curated record. The transcript has a single exon.